AUCGACUUCAAAAUAAACAGAAAAUAGCUGAGUUCAAAAUUUGUUGAAUUUAUAUCUCCGGUCGUUUCAGCAACAACACAUUAAUAUCUUCCUGAUUUAACUUAAAUUGAUGAUAUAUUUAAUUGAUGUAUGUAUAAGUAACGGAGAUUAAACAAUUUGAAAAAAUUCAUAAAAAUACUCACCUCAAACAUCAAUUUUUCAACUCAGUUCAGUGGACGAACAAAGUUGUUGAAACACAGUUCAAACUCCUUAUAAUCCAGCCCAUAAUACAUCAAAACAAUUUGAUGAAAUUAAUUUUUGUGGCAAAAAAUAAACAUUGUGAUGGGAAAAUGUAUUUGUACAAUUCCAAGAAAUAUAAAUCAAAUUAAUUUCUAAAUGGAAUGAGAUAUUUUAAUAACUAUAUUCUAUAGAGAUUGGUUAAAGAGAAAUUCACCUGAUGUAAGCCAUGGACGAUGGUCAAUUAGAAAGUCUGGCUAUCAAAGAAAUAAUUGAGGAACUCGAACACAAGAAGCAAGUGGAGUUAGCAAGUCAACAUCCUCGAGAAAGGAAAAUUCGUCCCAAUAGUCGUUUUUUAGGUAGAACCAUUGUUUCGGUCUUGCAACACAACAAUCGCAGAAAUGCUGAAGAAAAACGUAACUCAUCUAGAAAACUUCGAGAGCUCAACAAAAGCAGAAGAAGACCCAGAUCCAGGUCCAGAAGUAGAGAACCAAGAAGAGUUCGGAAGAAGCAUCCAGAAUACCAAAACAGAACUGACCAAUGCGAUUACUAUCCAGGAACAGAUGAAGUAAUUGAUCAAAUACCCGCCGGGAUUCAUUUGGAUUUGGCUACAAUUUUUCUGAAUAAUUUCAAUAACCUAAUAUUGAAUAAGGCUCGAGAAGAAGCUCCUAAAAAACAAAAAAAAGCGAAACAAAAGAAAAAUAAACUUCAUACAAUAGAUUUGACGAAGAAAAAGAAAAAUAAGAAGAAGAAACGUACCAACAAAUCCUCAAAAAAAACCGUGAAAUCAAAGAAACGAGGACGAACGAAAAAAGGUAGCCGUAGAAGACGAAGCAGUUCAUCUUCCUCAUCAUCAUCAUCUUCAUCGUCGUCAUCCCCAUCCAGUAGUAGUGAUAUCAGUUUAAGCACAAUUUGUGAUAGUUAUAGUGAAUGUUCCGGCAAUGAGGGUAGUAGAUCAUCAGCACUUAUGAUUGACCUAACUUAAAACUACUAUUUUUAUCUUACCCACCUAAAUAAAUUACAUUAACUUUGUUUCUAACAGGA
Messenger RNA from Eupeodes corollae, 1260 nucleotides. RefSeq names its product NKAP family protein CG6066-like. The record is from RefSeq and is a predicted model, not a curated record. NCBI's taxonomy places the organism in Eukaryota, Metazoa, Arthropoda, Insecta, Diptera, Syrphidae. Bases 446 to 1201 code for a protein of 251 amino acids. The transcript is spliced from 2 exons.